Molecule: messenger RNA, 2398 nt
Organism: Platichthys flesus (European flounder)
Lineage: Eukaryota; Metazoa; Chordata; Actinopteri; Pleuronectiformes; Pleuronectidae
Gene: isg20l2
Product: interferon stimulated exonuclease gene 20-like 2
Exons: 5
Coding region: 621-1565 (314 amino acids)
Cellular component (GO): nucleus
Molecular function (GO): nucleic acid binding; exonuclease activity
Source: RefSeq, a predicted model, not a curated record
AGCGCUGCUGACGCAUGUCGAGUGUUUGGAUUUGAAUUCAUCAACUAGUUGAUGCGUUUAGCUUUUAGCCACCGAAGCUAACGGUUACUUCCGCAUGUGUCGGGGUACAUCCGGGUAUGUCUCUGUUGUGUGUUUGCCUAUUUCAGAAGUGGUACAGUGUGGGACUUCGGAUUCCAGACUGACCAACAGGAUCCAACGUUGGUGGACAAAGGACAGAAGAUGGCAGCAGCGGUAACGUGGACAUCCCAGUGGACACUAACAUCAGGAAGAAGGAGCAGGAGAAGAUAUAUUAUUAAACUCUUGCCCUGAUGCUGUGUUGCUUUUGACCCACGGCCUCGACUGUCCGCGAAGGCAGCAUGCAACCCGGAAGUGGAGGCUCAGAGUAGCGGAAGUCAGUGGACGGCGGCGGCAGCAGGUCCGAGUCCGGGUUUAACUUCACGCUGUCGGUGUCGCACGGUUCAUCGGCGGCGGUUUGUCGGGAGUCAACGUGUCCGAGUUCAUGACGUCGCCGAGUUUCACGGAUGAUUCCUCUAAACCGUUUCCAGUCGAUGUAAACGAGUCCACGAAGGACACAGAGUCGAGGAGCGGACCGGCUGAUGAUCGGUCUGUGGUGACGUGCCAUGUCGAACCCCACGAUCAACGUGUGCCUGUCCGGUGACCCGGCCCAGAAGAGGACAGGGAAGUGCAAAAACCGGCGUUUUUUUAAAGACGUGCAACACUUCGGGCAACAGGGACACGUGGAAGGGAGACGGAGAGACGACCCCCCCGGUGGGCCCAGACAUUUCCAGACCCCUCUCCACAACGGCAUGAGGUCAGAGGCCACUUCCACACAAAGCACCAGUUUACCUCGGCCCGGCGGCUCGUGGCCUUCAGCGGCCGCUCACCGCCUGCCGGCCUCCACCCUGAACGCCAACAGCCGAGGAGGCCACGACAAGCCAAAGGAACCCGUGACCUUAAAGUCUGCAGCCGCCGACCCCGGCCCCUCGGGAUCGAGCAGCACCAAACCCGCUGCCACAUCCACCGCCAUCCCCACAAAGUUCCUCGCCAUGGACUGUGAGAUGGUGGGGGUGGGGCCUAAAGGGCACAUCAGCCAGCUGGCCCGCUGCAGCAUCGUGUCCUAUGAUGGAGACGUCAUUUACGACAAGUUCAUCAACCCCUCCAUGCCCGUUACUGACUACCGCACCCGGUGGAGUGGAAUCCGGCACCGGGAUCUCAUCAAGGCCACGCCGUACCCGGAGGCCCGGAAGGAGAUCCUGAGGCUGCUGAUGGGGAAGGUGGUGAUCGGCCACGCCAUCCACAACGACUUCAAGGUGCUCGGCUACUCUCACCCGGCGGCCUUGACCAGAGACACGUCGCGGAUCCCACUGCUCAACCUGAAGGCGGGCUUCUCCGAGCACGAGUGUGCGUCCCUGAAGAGACUCACCAAGGCCAUUUUCAACCGCGACAUCCAGACUGGGAAGAAGGGUCACUCGUCUGUGGAGGAUGCAAAAGCAACAAUGGAGCUUUUCAAAGUGGUGGAGGAGGAGUGGGAGAGGAGGUUCGCCUCCAAGCCGCAGGGCAGAUAACGCCAGGGCUGCGGAGACGCCGUGGAAGUUGAACUGAAUAGUAACGAGCAUUGAGGUGCAGCAGGUUAUGUGAUCUGAACUCACUGCAGCUUCGAGGAUCAACCCACUGUAAGUGUCCCGGGAACAAGUGAAUGAAGAAACCAGGAAGAGGGGAGCUGCUCCUUCAGAGCGCUGGAGAAGAAGAACAUGAGCGACUGUGCAGAGACCUGGAGUUUCAACAGAAAGAGUCUUACUCAGGUUUCUAUUUGUUAAGAUGGUGCGUCUGCCACUAGGGGACAGUCAGGUAUUCAUCCCAGCAACAAACAUACAUUAUUGAAACAGCAUCUGUGAUGGCAAACACCAAAAAAAACUGUUUUAAUCAGAGCAGAAGCUCAGCUGCUCGUGGUCAAGGUCUCGCUCCUGAUGGGAAAAAAAUAUUUUCAAGUCUGACCUCAACUGCUGCUGAUGGAGCUCCAUCAUGUGUCACUCAUUAGACCUCUGUGGUUUUUAUUUGUCUUUUAAUCAAAUCAGAGAAACAGAACUGGCUCAUUAUUCAGGAUUUGAGCAUUUACACACACACAUUUUAAAAAGUGACUAAACAUCUUGUUUGGUUUUUUUUUUUAUCUUAAUGUUUAAAAAAAAAGAAGCUAAGAUUUGUGAAGCUGCUCUUGAUCAUGUGAAGGUGUUUGUGAUGCACAGUAGAUAAUUCUAUAAGCUCAUAAACACCUCAGGUCCUGGUGCAGAAGACCAGGAGCUUCAAAAUGAAUGUGGUCGCUGGUCAUGGUCUCAGCAAUUCAUUGUACAGGUAACAGAUUGUUAAUCCCCCAAAGUAUAUAGGGGGGGGGGGGGGGGGG